UAUAAAAAUCUGGAAUUGCGGAGGCAAUCGUAGAUCUGUUGCCUCAACAAUACAUUAGCCUGCGAGACGUAAACGGAACGGAAAGAGGGAUCGCCUGCGCCCGUUCUUCUUCGGCUUGGUUGUGGAUUCGCGGCUCUCGGAUCUCGCCUUAACCAUGACUACAUCAAGGCGUCUCGCAGACAGGAAGGUGGACAGGUUCGAAAAGAAUAUUAAGAAGAGAGGAGCUGUGCCUGAAACAACCACCAAGAAAGGAAAGGACUAUCCCGUCGGUCCACUGCUGAUUGGGUUCUUCAUUUUUGUCGUGAUCGGCUCAUCUCUUUUCCAGAUAAUCAGGACUGCAACGAGCGGAGGAAUGGCAUAAACUUGGAGUGAUGGAGACAGUAAUGUCAUCCUCUUAGUCCGUAGGAAACAGAGAAAUGGAAACCUUUAUCCGGCUUGUUGUCAUUGUCAUGGUGUGAAUUCUGGAUUUGAAUAUAACAUGAUCGUUUAUUCA
This is a messenger RNA of Rhodamnia argentea, 493 nucleotides long. Its product is annotated as stress-associated endoplasmic reticulum protein 2-like. The transcript has 3 exons. NCBI's taxonomy places the organism in Eukaryota, Viridiplantae, Streptophyta, Magnoliopsida, Myrtales, Myrtaceae. Gene Ontology annotation, biological process: endoplasmic reticulum unfolded protein response. Gene Ontology annotation, cellular component: endoplasmic reticulum. The record is from RefSeq and is a predicted model, not a curated record. Bases 155 to 361 code for a protein of 68 amino acids.